Molecule: messenger RNA, 2842 nt
Organism: Perca flavescens (yellow perch)
Lineage: Eukaryota; Metazoa; Chordata; Actinopteri; Perciformes; Percidae
Gene: lrtm1
Product: leucine rich repeat transmembrane protein 1
Exons: 4
Coding region: 599-1756 (385 amino acids)
Molecular function (GO): protein binding
Source: RefSeq, a predicted model, not a curated record
AGAUCUAAUUUUGUCUUGUACAACUCUUGCCAGAGCAAUAGGAGAUAACGUAAAUGUCAACGCACGUGUGUGCGCUGUGAUUUAAGAGGAGCAGCUGUCUGCUGGGAGAGGACACGCCAUCACUUUCGCCCAAUCAUGGAUUCAAUAGAGGAGCAGGAAAAAAAAUCAAAUCAAGCAAUAGAGAAGGGAAAAUAGCAACCAACAGCAUGAAGAAAAAUACAAGAGACAGAAAGAGAGGUUGAGAGGCAGUGAGAGAGCUACAGAGGUAUAGAGCGAUAGAGAGAGAUAGAAAGAGAGAGAAAGAGAGAGAGAGGAAGAGCUCCCUAACUCCAGUGAUUCCCAGACUGGCUAGCAGUAAGCUCUGUGCUCUGAUCUGCCUGCUCUGAUGGGGUUUCAUGCCCGUGCAAGCAGUGUUUGGGAUCCUGAAGGCAACACAGGUUCCUGCUGCUGAUCUCAGCCUCUUAUUCCUACCUAUUGACCAUAUCAGCCUACACAGAUGAGAGUCUGGACAGCUAAUCUUAACCUACUACCGGUGGCUAAUGGAUCAUCAACCAGUGACAGUCACUAGAAUCCAAAAAGGGAGUUAAAAGAAGAUCAAAUGCAAGUGGCCCAAGGACGACUGGCAGAUAUGAGAGUGGUACUGGUGUGUGCCCUCCUCUCCCUCCUCUCUUUGUCACAUGCCUGUCCAAAGGAGUGUAGCUGCAACAGCAAUACCAAAGUAGUAGACUGCCAGGGUCGAGGCCUAUAUGACAUCCCCCGACGACUGCAUCCGGACACCCAAGAACUUUAUCUCCAAGAUAACCGUAUCAGGGGGCUGGGAUCAAUGGCUUUCCGAGAAAUACCACUUGUCCGAAUUCUCGAUCUAUCUAAUAACUCUAUAACAUCUGUUUCACCAACUGCGCUGCUGGGUCUCAGAACUCUACAGCGCCUCAGCCUGGCCUACAACAGCUUGAGAGAGCUUGACAAGCGGUUGCUUGGGCCUAUCCGCUCGCUUUCACACCUGGACCUCUCACACAACAGCCUGUGGGGUUUGCCUGGAGCCAUGGGGGACAGUUUGAGGAACCUUAGCCACCUGGGGCUAGCAUACAACAGGCUAACACGAUUGGACCGCUCCCUGUUGGAGGUCCUGACCCGCCUGGACAGCCUCACACUACGAAGCAACCCAUGGAGGUGUGACUGCCAGCUCAUAGGCCUCAAACUCUGGCUGGAGUCCUACCUCUUUAAAGGUGGAGUGGUGGAUGAGGUGCUUUGCUCCCAGCCAGAGGAAAUGAGGGAUAAAGACCUGCAGAAAGUCCCUUACCAGCUCUUCCACGCCUGCAUGACCACAAGCUACCAUUACCUGUUCGCUAACAUACACCACCUGGAGUCUGAGAGGCUACUGCGAGGCCACACCCAUGGCAACCAUGCUCAUCCCUCUAGCCACGCUAUCCAUGUCCCCAUGGCAAUGGGGGAGGGUUAUGGUGGCGGGGGAGGAGGUGGAGGAGGAGGAGGAGGGGGUUUGCCAGAGUGUGAACCUAAGCAGAGGCAUCGGCCUGUCAACUUGCGCCACGCAAUUGCCACAGUGAUCAUCACCGGCGUAGUGUGUGGGAUUGUGUGUCUGAUGAUGCUGGCUGCAGCCGUGUACGGCUGCGCCUACGCCGCUAUCAUGGCCAAAUAUCAGCGGGAGCUUAAGAAGAACGAGGAGUUGGCAGCAGCUAAGGUGGCAGAUCAUGCCAUAGCAGAUGAGAAGGAACCACUGGAGAAUGCUAUCGCCUAGGAGAUGAUAACAUGAACCCUGGACUUAAAACCUGGGCCUCAACCCUUUAACCUAAUCCAGAGUGGAUUGAUGUGUGUGCUAGUGCAUGUGUGAGAAAAAAGAAGAGAAUGAGAUUCUUUAUGUGUGGGCGUGUGUGUGCUCACCUCCUACCGAGACUUGGGUAGCUAAACUCCACAGGUAUUUGACUAUGCACUGAUGAGAAGAGUAUCUUCUGAUGUAUGCGUGUUCGAGGGGCAGGCCAAAGAAUCCAAAAGGAAUCAAUUCCAUUUUAUCUAAAAAAUGCAUAUCACAGAUAGGAACAAGUUGCUAUAUAUUUAUAAUUGUGUAUUUGUAGGUAUGAUAGUAAAGCUCUGGUAUUUAAAAACAAUGGAUUUCAGAAUUUGUUGUAUUUUAGUUGUUGUUUAUAAUUUGGAGUCUGAUUUUGAGGUAAUUUUGCAAAAACUUAUAGUAGGCAGCUGCUGUCCGUUAAGAUUUGUCCUAAGUUGUUUGUAUCGUUAAUGUGAGAGUAAGAGAAUGAGAGUGUUUGUGUCAGUGUUUUUGCUUGAGUGUGCGUGUGGAGAUGUAUACUGUAGGCACAUAUUUAUAGAGAAUAUAAGAGUCUGUGCCUAAUAACGUGAUAUAGUUUUAAGGAAGAAAUUUGUUUUCUUAAAGAAAAGAUAUUUUUCUGACAGCUGAAGUGAACAUGGGGAAUUCAUUGAAGCAAUAAUGAAACAAACUAAAACGAAAACAACAACAAAACCUGGACUCAGCCAUGUUGUUUUUCUAUGACCUCAGAGGUUCAUGAGUUUGAAUUUUUAGAUCUACAGUUUUUGAGAUCAGUUGAGUCUUGUUUGUGAGUUAAUGCUGAUCACAUAAUGGUAGUCAUGUCAUUUAGUAUGUAUUAUAUAAAAAAGGGAAACAUUUGACCUGAUUACUAUUUGUCUACUGGCAAAUAAUUUAAGAAGGCAUGUAUCCUUAAUUGGAGAAAGUAUCUUUACAAAAGGAGUAUCUUUACAAAAGGAGUAUCUUUGGCGGAGAUUCUACUGUUUUCUGUAUGUCUCUUUGUUUCACUAAUGGUUUUGAAAAAUAAAAUAACUGAACACAAUA